Macrobrachium nipponense is the source of this 2882-nucleotide messenger RNA. Its product is annotated as glutamate formimidoyltransferase-like. NCBI's taxonomy places the organism in Eukaryota, Metazoa, Arthropoda, Malacostraca, Decapoda, Palaemonidae. Gene Ontology annotation, molecular function: folic acid binding; transferase activity. The coding region runs from base 158 to 1135 and encodes 325 amino acids. The transcript has 6 exons. The record is from RefSeq and is a predicted model, not a curated record.
AAUCAGCUGUGUUUAGUCAACAAACCGACCACGAGAGUCCAACGUUCUACAAUCCACAGUCUCCGGAGACUUGAUUUCCUAUCUCCGACUGCUAAUCCAAUUUGAAAGAAGUAUUUUUGUAGUCCUGCAGGACCCACGCGACAAAGUUAACGCAAGAAUGUCCCACAAACUAGUUGCAUGCAUGCUUAACGUCUCGGAGGCAAGGAAUAAAAACGUCGUUGAGAAAAUAGCAGGAGCCGCCUUGUCUGCUGUCAAUCCACCGGCUAUUCGCCCUGUAACUUCCGAAUGGCGUAUUAAUGCUUCUGUCCUAAACAUAUUUCGAGAUUAUGACUACAAUCGCUCCGUUAUAACAGUAGUAUCCAAUACAGAUUUAAUUGGAGCUUCUCUAGAAGCUGCAUGUAAGACAGCAUAUGACUUAAUAGAUUUAACAAACCAUGAAGGGGUCCACCCUAGGCUUGGUGCUGUUGAUCUUGUGCCCCUUCAUCCAAUUACAGAGAAUACUUGCCUCAAAUCCCUGGGACGUGUUGCAGGUGAUCUAGCUGGUCGCCUGACGGCGACUGUUCCAGGCACCUCGGCGUUCCUCUUCGGCUCCGGAGACCCUGAGAACCGCGGGCUCGUCCAGCGCAGGAAGGAAGUCGGAUGGUUCCGGAAGCCGGUUCGCUACGAGAAACUCGUCCAUGACCUCGGCGCGCCACCGUCAGCAAGAUAUGGGCUAACCGGAAUUGGAGCCAUCCCCUACAUGAUGAACGUGAACGUUACCUUGGACACUGACGACGUCGCCCUUGGUCGUCGGGUUGCAGCUGCCAUCAGGGCAACAUCUGCGGAUGGUCUCCCAGGUGUUCAAGCCAUGGCUUUUCCCCACGAGGGACGAAUAGAGGUCGCCUGCAACGUUGAUCUCAUACCAGCUGAAACUGUUUCCGACACAUCAAAUAUGAAGCCGUCUCUUGGCGGGAAGUACUUUUACACACCGGCUGAGGUUAUCCGUGGUCGAAUUUUGGCGGAGGCUGGUGGCGUACAAGACGCAGGAACCAUCCUUGUGGGCUUCACUCCUGAGGAGAUCCUUUCCAGAGCACUUCAUGCCCUCACCAACGCCCAUGACGAGGCCUGGAAGAUGAUGGAGAAGAGGAUGAUGUAGAAAAGUAGCUUGGGUGUUAAUGGAUAAAACUGUCUGAAUAAUUGCUCAAAAUAUGUAUUACUUGCCGUGCAGAAAGAAGAAAGAGAGAAAAGAAAUAUGUUGACUGGGUAGGUAACCAGUAUUUCAUAUGAAGUUGAACAGUAAAAGAGAAUAAUGAAAUAAACAGAGGUCAAUCGAUGAGAGAAUAAAAAUGGAAUAAUGCCUGUUUGGGAAAUGCAUGGUGCUUUUAUCUGUCGUAAAGUCGUGUGUUGUGUAGAGUGUUUUAAUUGUGGCUUUCCGUGAAACUGUAGUUAACUACGUCAUGAAGUCUGUCUCAGGGUCAAAUGUGAUCACUGUAUUUUCAUCAGUGCUUUUUGUAAUGGCUGUUGUUCAUUGUUGUAGACUGCAGGGAAUGAAUUUCACCCGUUUCAUAAAAUGUUAUGGAAUUUAUAGAAACUUAAGCCUGUAAGGAGAGAUCAUUUGCUAAGGCAUGCAUGAAAAGUUAGUUUAUAACUGUUUGCCGAAGAAGGAAUACGUUUGUUUAAUUUAGAAUCUAGUCAUGCAUCUCACUUCUCGGAGAGUUCACCCCCACGGUGUUUUUAAUUGAGAGAUGACAAUUGAACCAGGGUAAUGUUAAAGAAGUUGGAGAGCUAGAUGGAGAAAGAACUGAGGGAACUGAACGGAAAACGAUUGACUAAAGUUAAUGGAGUUGGAACGGAAAUUUUACCGGUACUGCAAAUCCUUUUACUUCCAUAUGUAGUGUACCAUUAAAGACACGCUGUGUAGUGCCUCCCUGCGAUGCUUCUUGAUUAAGGAACAGCCAUUAGUGGAGUUGAUUAAUUGAUUGAUUUAAAGUUCUCUUGAACCUUCAAAUCAAACGUCAUUAACGCCGAUACCAUAUUUGUCAAUGUGAUGAUAACUCUGUUCAUCUAAAUUAUUUUGUUGUCAUUCAUAAUACAUUAAGAAGGACACACCUGCUGAUCAUUGUUUUCCUGUGUGGUGUGUCAGCGAGCAUCUGUAUAACUUUACGAGACUUUGGGAUUGGUUAACGUGAUAGAAGGACAAGACUGUGGAAGUUCUCUGUUCAUGUGGCUGCUAGAUUUCCUUUUCUUUGUGCGAGGUACCUUGAAAGUGUGUGUGUCUACACGCAUGUUUAUUUUUUAUUUAUUUGCCUGUCUGCUUUCGUAUAGUUUGUCAUUAAAAUAUGUUGAUGGACUCCCUCUCUCAUGUAGAGAAGGCCUUUGUAACCAUAAAAUGAUUUGAUGAAUAUACGAAAAGAAACGAGGUAGACAAUCUCGUGUAUCAAAAAUAGAAAAAAAAAUAUUGAUGAAAUAUUAUAGCAUGGUUACAGUCACCCACAGGUGUAACAUUCUUGGUAAUUACUUUUGGAAAUACAUGAAGCCUAUUUUGAAGAUGAGGUCUAAAAUCCAAGUAACAUCUGUGGAUGGUUUGUCAUCAGUUUUUCGGAAAAUACGUGCCCUGACUAGUAAAUACAGUGUCAUGUAGUGUGCGCGUGUUACCCUUGGAGAGAAACCAUGUCACCUCCUGCAACUUUUUACGUUGUAUUUAUCCUCGGUGCUGGUGUCAUGUAUGACUAACCUUACCUUUGGACUAAUAUAUCUCUGAUCAGAUAGUAUCCAGUUGUGAUCUCUCCCAUGUCGUUCUUAAAUUUCUUUGUAGGCUCAUAGUUUUCACAAGAGGCAACGAACAUUUUUAUUGGAUUCGCAAAUUUUGGGCGUGCAAUAAAGAUUUUUGACAUAGCACAUAA